Messenger RNA from Kwoniella shivajii, 2322 nucleotides. RefSeq lists its product as uncharacterized. NCBI's taxonomy places the organism in Eukaryota, Fungi, Basidiomycota, Tremellomycetes, Tremellales, Cryptococcaceae. The record is from RefSeq and is a predicted model, not a curated record. The transcript has 10 exons. The coding region runs from base 1 to 2322 and encodes 773 amino acids. Gene Ontology annotation, molecular function: chromatin binding. Gene Ontology annotation, cellular component: nuclear inner membrane.
AUGGCAGCACCACCGCCUGACAUUUACCUCGCAGAAGGUUUCGACCCAAAUUCAUUGAGAGUACCCCAAUUACGAUCGAUCCUACUUGCUCAUGGACAAGGGUAUUCUUCGUCUGCUAAAAAGGCAGACUUGUUGCAAGCAUUCCAAGAACAUGUCUCAAGUCAAGCCCCCGCUCUCCGAGCAGCGGUUUCCAAUGUAAGACCUUCCGGCAAAGGCAUUGUAGCGGUCUCGGAUAAUGGAGAUGAAUCACCUGCUGUACCUGCUAAAAGACCAAGAGGAAGAUCAAGGAAGCCUACAACUGUCGAACCUGAAGAAGUAGCAAUAGUAAUUGAAGACGUUUCUGAACCAGCAACCAAGAAACCGAGAGCAUCAAGAGCUAGGAAAUCAGUUUCGAUCGAACCAGAACUGAAAAAGGCUAGUAAAGCUCGGACCAAUCAACCCACGAUUAACUUAGGAGAACCAGAUGACGGCGUGGAAGGUGAAGAUGAAGAUAACACUCCUGCUCCAAGGUCUACAAGAGGAAGGUCGUCUGUUCCUCCUUCAACUCCAGCUACCUCGACUUCAGCAGCCACGCGACGUCGAUCAGCUAUCGGUUCUUCGUCUUCUGCAACGACCGAACUUCGUACACCUAGUUUGGGACCAGAAAUCAAACCACCAAAAAGUGCCAGGAAGAGCGAAUCAGUCAAAGUCAUGGAUAAUGUGGCCGAAGAAAGCGAAAAGGAGGAGUCCCCAAAGAAGCCAAUCAAACCUAAAACACCUAGAAAGUCCGCGGGCGAAGAAUCCGGAUUCUCGGAUUUCAACCCUUUCCAAAGUGGAAGUGAAGAAGCCGCCGAAAGGGAAAGGAGGAGAAGAAGAAAGUCAUCUUUGGGAUUUGGAAGCGUCAAGAAGCCUUCUCAACCCAGAUUCUCAGAACCUGCCCCUCAGCAUGACACUCCCUCAACACCCGGUCUCAGACGUGUCGGACCGAGUAGAGAGAAUCUGCGAACUCCCCCAUCUGAUGUCAAGGCAGCUAUGAAGAGGGAAUUGGACGCAGCAGUUGAAUACAACAAUGCCGUCGAAGAUAAACUGAAUCAAAUCACUGUCAGAGAUGCUGAAGAACCUACAGAAAUAACUAUAGAGUCGCAUGUCGUGCCUGUUCAGACAAACUCUUUGGUGAGAAGGGUGGAAAGUCAAAUCGCGUCUGUGCCGGCCGCUCGAGCAACUAUACCACUUUCAGCAUUGUUCUUACUCCUAUUAUCGCUUGUCAUGAACUUCAAAUCUCAAUCUUCCUCUAUUGGUUUUUGUGAUUCAGCUUCCAACACAAACGAUCUCAUCCUCACUCGACAAAGCGCUUUCGACAAUGUCAAAGCAUGUAUCGCAAGAAAAGCCUCUCUUGAAUUGGACCACCAUGAGGCUGCUAAACAAAUCCAAUGUGACGUCUCUGCAUUGCCAUUAAUACCGUUUCUUCCCAGACCAACGGAAUGUACGCCCUGUCCGUUACAUGCGGAAUGUGCAGAUGGAGAAAUCGCCACUUGUAUUCCAGAGUACCUGCUCACUCCUCAUCCCUUAUCAUUCCUGGGACCAGUGCUGGACGGUCUUCCAGGUAUGGGGCCAAAAGCUCUUCCUCCCUCGUGUCGCCCUGACACAGCCAAGAAAAGAAUGAUUGGUGGACUUGCCAAAGAAUUGGAGAGAGAAUUGUCCAAAGGCAGAGGAUUAAUCAUCUGUGCUGGACUAGGCAAAGACGAUGGAAGGAAGGGUGAAGGCGAGAGAUACGGUGUAGAGGAGUCUGCUUUAAGGGACAGGUUUGCAGCUCGAAGAGAUCCUAAGUUUUCAAAAGAGCAAUUCGAUGAAAUUUUUGAAUCCGCCUUGAAAGACUUAGUGGAACACGAAGAUGUCAUCGAAUCAAUUGACUUACAAGCGAAACUGGAAGCAAAGGAUCUCUUGGAUAGAUGGAAGUCUCAACUAGGAUCUACUGCUGCUGUCAUUGCCGCUAUCAUGUAUCUCCAAUCAGAGGUCAAGAGGCGUAAAGCAGAAAAGUAUAGAGCAGAAGAAUUAGCUCAAGUUGCUUUGAAACGACUUCAACAUCAAGAACAAUCACAUUACAUCGAUCCUGCUCUUACUCCUAACCCUUUCAUUCCUCCAGAUCAAUUGAGGGACUUGGUAAUGCCUCCAAAAGGAUCGACCUCAUCCAGAUCGAGACUCUGGUCAAAAGUGCAAGAAUUAGUAGAAUCAAAUGCCAACAUAGCUGUAAGAGAGAGGGAGGUGAAGGGUGAAUUAUGGAAGACAUGGGAAUGGGCAGGUGCGAACCCAUCGGAAAAUAGACAUGUUACAUGGAAAGAAUGA